GAACGAUUAUAUUUUGGGUGACCCUUGCGGCCUUUUUGUUGAGGCCUUUAGGUCACAAAGCCCCCACCUAAAGAGGAGACGCUCCCGUGGGAGGGAGGCAGGGCGCAGCGGGGCCCCCGCCUCAGGCGUCAGUGAGCACAAAGGAGACCGCGGGGAGGUGGCGGCGGGAGCCGAUCCCCGCUCGCCCGCCGCUCGCAGUCGCGGUUACAGACCUGCGGCUCCCCUCCCCCGCCAGGCCGGCCCGGCAGCCUUUCUGUCUCCUCUCUCCCUCCGUACUGGCCGGCUCGGGGCUAUUUCCGGGCUCCGGAUAUUUGGUAUCGAUCAGGGCUGGGGUCGCGGAGCAGGUGGCUGUGGCCGGGCAGCUGGGCCCCUAGCCCGGUGUGCCGGCGUCUGCCUCCCGCCGCCUUUGUCGCCAGCCCUUGCCCGGCCCGCCCGCUGCCUCCUCCCGGCCCGCGCUCGCCGCCGUCCGGACUCGGCGCCGCGUCGGGCGCGGCUGCUGCGCUGAGGGGCCCGCUCCGUGCGGGCGCCGGCCGGGAAGCGGGGCGAGGGGCAGCCAGGACCCCGGCCCGAUAUGGCUGAAGUCAGUAUCGACCAGUCCAAGCUGCCAGGAGUUAAGGAAGUAUGUCGAGAUUUUGCUGUCUUGGAGGACCACACCUUGGCUCACAGCCUGCAGGAACAGGAGAUCGAGCAUCAUUUGGCAUCAAACAUUCAGCGGAACCGUUUGGUCCAGCAUGAUCUCCGGGUGGCUAAGCAGCUCCAAGAGGAAGAUCUGAAAGCCCAGGCUCAGCUUCAAAAGCGCUACAAAGACCUUGAACAACAAGACUGUGAAAUUGCUCAGGAAAUUCAGGAGAAGCUGGCUAUUGAGGCAGAGAGACGACGCAUUCAGGAGAAGAAGGAUGAGGACAUAGCUCGCCUUUUGCAAGAAAAGGAGUUACAGGAAGAGAAAAAGCGAAAGAAACAUGUUCUAGAGUUCUCUGGAGCCAAUGUUUAUGGAGAUAAUUACUGUUACGAAGAUGGAGACCAGCCAAGGUCAAGGAGGGCUGGGGAAUUGGGUUCUGGAUUCUCAAGGUCUCGUAGACUCCAAAGUGAUGAAAAGACUGUGAAGCAGAGGAAGGAGAAACUAAAACACUCACUGGACAACCUGGAAGAGCUAGAAGAACCUUGUUCCUCAAACAGACCCCUGUCAUCCUCUAGCAGGGGCAAAGUGAGAGAUGAUCCCCAACUUAACUGUGAGCAGCAUGAAAGGAAACGGUCUGGUCCGGAGAGGCCUCGGAGACCUCCACUUCCCAAGAUCAGUGGUGAGGUAUUCCUGAGCACUGAAUUUGAUGAAUGGGAGGCUAAGAAUAGCCAUCGAACUCGGAAUUGGGAAAAACACCCUCGACACCAAGACCGACUUUCUCCCAACUCCUCACAGAAAGCAGGGCUUCACUACAAGGAAGCUGUAUAUGGGAGGGACCAUGGGCCAGGUGAGCUCAGAAAAAGGAGACACAGACCCAGGUCCCCUCCCUUCUCAGAGAGUGAAGAGCAGCUUCACCUUCACAACCCAGGAAUGAAGCCAAGAGUUGUAAAAGAAGCUGUCUCUACUCCCUCACGAGUAACCCACAGGGAUCAGGAAUGGUAUGAUGCUGAAAUUGCCAGAAAGCUGCAAGAAGAAGAACUUUUGGCUACCCAGGUGGACGUGAGAGCAGCUCAAGUAGCCCAGGAUGAGGAAAUCGCUCGACUUCUGAUGGCUGAAGAAAAGAAAGCUUACAAGAAAGCCAAGGAGAGGGAGAAAUCAUCUUUGGACAAAAGAAAGCAUGACCCUGAGUGGAAGCCCAAAACACCUAAAUCAGCACACUCAAAGUCAAAAGAAAGUGAUGAACCUCACCGUUCUAAGAAUGACAGGCCAGCACGGCCACCACCACCCACCAUGACAGAUGCUGAGGAUUUGGAUUACACCCAUUAUACAAACCAGCAGAGUUCCACACGUCAUUUCUCAAAAUCAGAGUCCUCUCACAAAGGUUUUCAUUAUAAGCAGUAAAAAUCUAGGAAUCUGCUUCAAAAAUGGACUCACUGUAGUAAAUAUUACUGGAUGAUACAGAAUGCAUUCUACACUUAUUUUUUCUUCUCAUGUUUGUAUUCCUAGGAUUUAUCCUCAAGUGUUUUUUGAUCAUGAAUAUUUUUAAUUCAUUUCAUACAUUUUGGUUAUUUGUGAUCACUUGGGCAGUGUAAGAAAAUGUAGCUUCUGAAUAUUGGCCAUCUCUAUGCUGCCUAUACUUCCUGGGAUAUAGUGUCUAAGAGCUCUGUACAAUACCAUCUUGUUAGGUAUGGAGUAUUAGUAUCUAGGGACUAGGCUUUAUUUAGCAGUUUGAAUUUUAUGGAGAUGAAUGUUCAAAGUAAAACAUAAUGUUUGGAUACAAUGCAGAAUAAAAGAAUAUAAGAAAUAGCUUUUCUGGUGCAUUAGUAUAUGAUAUUUUUUGAAGGACAGAGCCUUUGCUUUUUGUACUCUUCAGGAAAAGAAAAGAAUUACAUCCAUUAAGUAUUAAAAAAAGAAACACUUGGAGCAGUUGAAAUAUGUUAUUCCAACUGCAUGGUCUGUAGAGAUUUUGUGUAUCCUUCUAAGCCUUUCUGGAGAAAUUGGCCUAGAUACCAUUCUGUAACUUACUCUGCUUUUGCCUCUUCAGUAAGGCCUUCUGAGGCCUCUGGCCAAUGGACCAUUUAUUAGUAUUUAUUGGCAAAAAAGGUGAUUCUCUGAAAUUUUAACUCAAAUUUGUGCAAAGUCAACUGUAAAUGAAAAAUUUGUAUCCCUUCUUUUGUUUUACAUUUACUUGUAGAGCCAAGGGAAAUGGAAUUGGAAGGUGAUUGCAUAAGUAACGAUGCCAUCAGUCUCUCUGGCUAUAGAUUGAAGUUUUUCUCUUGCUUAACGUUCUAGCAGUGUUUGUUGGCAACUUCUCAAUAAUGUUUUGUUUAACCUGUCAAUAAUUAGAUUAAUUCAACAUGAAGUUGCAUUUGAUAAAGUGGUUCUUUAUUCAAGUAUUUGGUUUUAUACCUUUGUUAAUGGGGAUAGUAUUCCUUUGUACAAGACCUUUAAACUUAUCUUCAAGAAAUUUAGAGUCUUUGUGUAGCUGCUAACCUCAUGGAAUUGUUUAUUUUUCCAUACUUCUUAGUUAACACAUGGCAGUCAAGCUAUACACACACACAUAUACAUACACAUACGUAAUAUAUCUCUUUAGCUUGACUUGCUAUUAUUUUUCAUUAUAUAAAUCUGAAAUUUUUGGCAUUUCAAUAUGGUAUUUGUUUAGGAAAGAAUUAUAUAGGUCACUGGAGAAAAAGUUACUAAUUUUUUUCCCACUGGGAAUUGCCUUCUGUUUGCCUUAUCUUUCCAGAUAGUCUUUAAAGUUGGGCAAUAUUGAGGAAGCUCUUUAGAACAGUUUCUCAGAAUAGAUUUGGAUUUCUCAUUUUGAGAAAGAUUUUUAGUUUCAUAAACUUUUUGUAUUGUAGGAAAUUGAGUAAGAGUCAUCUAAAGAGUUAUGUUUUGGGUAAGUGAUAAUCUAGAAAGAUAAUCUCUAUCCCUAAGGGAUAUAAUCAUUUUGGAGAAAUGGAAGAAAGGAAAAAUAACAGGAUUUUAUAUAACUGUGAUGAAAUGAAUAAAGAAAAAUCUUCAUUUAAAUAGGGAUAGGGAGACAAAAUGGAGGUCCUGGCCUUAAGUCAAAUUCCAGAUAGUGGUUUCAAUAUUCAAAGCUUAGGCCUUAUUGAAUUGUAGCAAUGCUGUAUUUUUCUUAAUCUGCCCUGUGAUUUUGCUUCAUGUUCUUAAACUUUUUCUUUAUGGUAACUUUAAAAAAGAAACACAUUAUAUUUUUAUUUGAUAAUUAGAAAAAUGGGCAACAUCAUUUGCCAUAUUUUUAUUUUAUAAAUGUUUAUUUUUCUAUCUCAUACAAUGAUCAGUUUUACUUUAAAAAUUAUGCAUUUCUUCUGCCUCUCAUGUAUUUCAUCCAAUCAUAUUUAUUAUUGUAAAAUGUUAAUUGGAGAUAUUUCAUUCAAAAAAUGUCAAGCCACUUAACACAUAACCAGAAUGUUAAUGUUUCGGCUGUCUUAGUGAGUGACCAAAAGUGGUAUUUCCCUUGUGAUAUCAAAUCAAUAUCUGUAUUAAAAAUUUGUUACUUUUUUUAGGUUUUUAGGAGAUUAGAAUUUUAAAAUAUUGUAUCUUAUUUUUUUGUAAAGCAAACAUUUUUUUAAGAGUAUCAGAGCAAUUAUUGCCCUAUGAAUAAGGAAAUAGAAAUCACACUCAACCAGUUAAAUCCUCUUAUUCUUUCUCAUUCAAAUAGUGUGAUAAUUAUCUUUUGAGACUAUAGAAGCAACUAACAACUGUAUUUUAAUGAACUGCCAGACACUCUUCACUGUGUUCUCUGCUCUGUCAUUUUUACAUUGAUUUUGUAUUAUUGCUGCUGCUGGAACAUGCGCAGUUUAAUUUUUAGGCCCACAGCGUAUUAUGCUUUAAUGUUUUGAUGUACUAAUACUUCUGGCCUUGGAAAACCUUUCUGUUCCUAUAUCUCUGUUCUUUGGAGACCAGGCCCCAUUAACACCAGUAUUGUUGUAUAAGCACAAUAUAUUAUGGAGCUUUAUUAUAAAGGCUUAUAAAAGAACAUUGAGAUUUUUAGAAAGUGACUUUUCGUACUAUUGAAUUACCAUUUCUCAAGUGACUACAAUAACCAGCAGCAUACUAAUGAACGGUUAAAAAAAAACCCAUAUGGUUUUUGAUCAUAGAGAAAUAUCUAAAUUAGGAAAGGAAGAUAUGGAUAGAUGCUCUCAGGCAGAAAACCUUUUCAGAAUGGCAGUGGCCACAUGGAUCUAGGUCAACAUAUUUGAAAAUGUGUGACCUUGGUCCUUAUUUUUACUGAAUUCACUCUAGAAUAUUGUGAGCCCAGCCCAUUUCCCCUUUUUCUUCCCUUCUUGGGCCUGAAGCUGAACUAGAUGAUGAAUAAUUUCAUUGCUGACUGUUGUCCAUCUCUUUUCCUCAAAGUCAGAACUUUUAAGUAUAAAAAAAAAUUAGUUUUUAACUGAUAAUUAAUUUUCUUUAAUACUGUCAAAACUUCUCUAAAUUUUGUGUUGUGCCAAAUUGGAAAUACCUACUAUAAUAUGGUGCAUUGACUUUACCACUCAAGUGGUUAACAUUUUAAAGCCUUGAUUUUAAAUGAAUGUUGCCUUUGAAAAAAAUCACUUUGGGGAAUACCAAGAUGGAGUCAUUAUUCAGUGAUGAUUUUCUUGAAAGAUUACUGUGAUGGUGGGCUGUAAGAUCUUCAGCCUAAUAAAGGAGUAAGACCCCUGUGACAGCUUUCUGAAGGACUGAGAACAGAAUAGAGUUUGCAAUCAAAGGCUUUUUCCCUUUUGGGAAGACAGUAUUUGUGUAAGGAACAUUAACAUUGAAUGGGAACAUUGUUCAGGUAGAUUUCACUGUACAUAGUGUGCCAUAUUCUGAUGACAUAGGAAUUUUAGAAAUGAUCACAAAAAGUGAAAACCUGUUCAGCAAAAAGAAAAACAGAUUUUUUUACAGUACUUUCCCCAUGACUUACUAGUCAUAGAGAAGUGACUAUAUAAAAUGACCCCAUUUCUCCUCAUUUCUGGUGGUGCCUGUGAGUCUUAAAGCCAUAUCUGCUUAUCUUACUUAGUAAAAGAAUACUUUAUUCUUCUUAGCCCAUGAUAGGCAAUAUGGGCAGGUAGAAGCAAAAUGGAGAAUGUCCUGUUAAUGCUGCAUGGGGGACAAUGUCAUCCAAAUCUUGGUGGAAGAAUCUCUUUUAUCCCUGGUAAUAUGUAAUACUAUUAAGGGGAAGAGUCAGAGGCUGUUGUUGCUCCUGGCCUUUAACAACUAUCAUUAGAAAUGCUGAAAUUUUAUUCUAGAAAAGUCAAGAAAGAAAGGGUAAACUGGGAAAAUCUCACUACUACAGAGUCACCUUUCUGAUGAGACCUGCACUUUAUGCCAGCAAUGCCUGUGAGGAGCAUUAUUGCCUUAAAUUAGCUUGACUCUGACCAAAGUCAGGGCACACUACUUCCUAUCUGUGAACCACAUUCAACUCUCCGUCGAGAUACAAAAUUCACAGAUGAUCCCCAAGCAUUCUAGUCAUCAGGAGCUUUGGACCUACUCUCCUGCUGAGCUGUGGCUGACCUGUAACAUUGACAGGUAUAUCAUUUUAUUUCAAGUUGUCUGUCAACCUCUGAAUAAGCAGUGGCAUGACCAAAAAGACUGGUAGAAGGAGAGUGAGAACAUCCUGGCCAUAUCCUUCAUACCAGGUGAUCACUUCCUGAAUAAUUGAGAGUUGACUGCCCUCCUUUUCUAUGAUAACUAUGUAGAAGAUUAUUUCCAAAGGUUUUACUGUGCAGUGAAGACAUUCAGAUUAUUUGUUUGUAAGAAUUUCACCAACAUUCUUACGUAUUGAAAUCCUUACCUUUAACAAAAAAAGGAGAAAACCAAACAAAAUAGAGACAUUUACUUGAAAUGGGAGAUUUGCUAAUGUGAAGUGUUUCUGUUUUAUUACUUUUAAGAGAAAGUUAACCAGGAAAACUUUUGCUAUGGUAAGGAAGACAUCAGAGUGGUUUUUAAAGAUUCUAUUGGUUGGCACAAACUAACACAGUUAUGUUGAUUUGUGGAAAUAGAUGGCCCUAAAACCAUUCUCUUUCCCUUAUAUAUGUGUGAACACUACCUAACAACAUGUUCCUAAUAGAUUUAAUAUGCAUUUGUAUAUUCUCAGUAAACUAGAAAAUAUUUUUCUCUUUUUUUAGUAAUUUUUCAUAGUGUAGGGAGCCAACACUCUGCUGGUUUCAACACUUCAGAUAAGGGCAGAAUGGAUUGUGUAACUUAGUGCCCCAUUAUUCAUUGCUGAGGUUCAUAUAUAAAGAAUAGAAGAAUUGAAAGACAGGGUUUGAGUGACAUUUCCUUCACAGAAAGAACAAUGAUUAAGAACAGUGAAGACAGUUGAAAGAAUAGACUUAGGAUACAUUUUUGUUGCACUGAAUUUCAGACUAUACUUGCUAAAAUAGUUUCUAGCUGUUAAAUUUGGUGAGAGGGUUUUUGAUGUCAGAAUUUUUGUACUUCUGAUUGAAUUAGCUUGUGAAGUCCCCAUAGACUAUAACUUCAGCAUUUGCUAUAAAUGGAAAGCCAAAUACCCUUUCUCAGAAAUAGCUAUAUUUUUCACCUGCUUCUUAUAAGUAACCCAAUGUUGAUUUCAUGAACUAUUAUAAAUAAUGAGAAGGGAUAGUGGGGAGACAGCAUAUGAAAAUGAUGUUCCAAAAUGAGAAUUCUCUGUAAUGGGGUUUCCCCAAAGAAGAAUCCAUACCAGCACAUUGUAUUUUGAAAAGGUGCUGAAUUAAAAAGUAUAAUAGUUUGCUCAUAUAAAUCAAGUUGCUCAGGAAAUUUGAGGUGUUGCUGUCAUUUGUCUUAUAAUUUGGAAAAGUGAUCUCCUACACAGUGCCCAGGCACUUUCAGAUUUUUUGGUAAAUGCCUCUUUGACAUUUGGAAUGUGGAUAUGUUCAUAAAACAAAUGAGAGAUUAUCCCAAGUGCUCCUCAUUUUAUAGCCAAGCCCCAGAGGGAAAGGCAGCUUUCAAAUAGUUAUUUCAUCGAACUGAACAGAGCCUUCAUGGAAUAUAGUUGCCUGUAUGAGGACAGAAAACAAAGAGGCCACCUCAGACCACAUGCCUAUCUAGAGAUUAAGUGAAACUGUGAAGGAUACUUUGUGGAUGCCUUAUAGGUGACCGGUAGUGGGUACUGGUGGGUAUGUAUGUACCCGUCUGGAUUAGGCUGAUGGAAACAGUCUUAUUUUAAUUCACCUUCAUACAGCACAAGUUGUCCUUGUUCAUGACCUCAUUGAGGAAAAUGAGAAACAUGGUGCUGGUGACUUUCAUAUGUCUUGGGAGGUUGAGGUGGGCACCAUCAUUCAGUCACUCUCCAGUGCUCAAGCCUCCCUUAGAUGCCAAUUGUACACCUACAUUAAUUCAUCUAUGCAAGCUUGUGUUUUUAUGGUUUAAUUUUUACACCUUAUGUCACAUUUGAUUUAUUAAACAUCAGGUCUAACAUUGAUAUUAUGAAUAAUUUUUAAACCAAAGUAUUGUAUAAGUCUAUGUGCUUUGUUUUCCUGUAUGGUUUGACCAAGGUAAACACCAGUCUUGUCCUUCUCUCUUAAUAAAGUCAUUCAUUUGUUAA
Lemur catta (Ring-tailed lemur) is the source of this 8171-nucleotide messenger RNA. RefSeq names its product coiled-coil domain containing 50 (gene CCDC50). The transcript is spliced from 12 exons. Gene Ontology annotation, molecular function: ubiquitin protein ligase binding. NCBI's taxonomy places the organism in Eukaryota, Metazoa, Chordata, Mammalia, Primates, Lemuridae. The record is from RefSeq and is a predicted model, not a curated record. Gene Ontology annotation, cellular component: cytoplasm. Bases 572 to 2020 code for a protein of 482 amino acids.